Messenger RNA from Ananas comosus (pineapple), 1372 nucleotides. Its product is annotated as ribonuclease 3-like protein 2. Gene Ontology annotation, cellular component: cytoplasm; nucleus. The record is from RefSeq and is a predicted model, not a curated record. NCBI's taxonomy places the organism in Eukaryota, Viridiplantae, Streptophyta, Magnoliopsida, Poales, Bromeliaceae. The annotation marks the transcript as partial. The transcript is spliced from 4 exons. Gene Ontology annotation, molecular function: RNA binding; ribonuclease III activity. Gene Ontology annotation, biological process: siRNA processing.
AGACAUGGAAAUGAAUCCCCUUCCUCUGCUCGUGGGCCCCGGCCUCGGCGACGACGAGGACGACGAGGAGAUGAGCGCGGCGGUGGCCAGGGUGGAGCGGCUCCUGGGCUAUGGUACCAGCGGCUGGAGUUCGUGGGCGACGCCGCCCUCGGCCUCGCCUUCUCCAACUACCUCUACCUCACCAACCCCGACGUCGGUCCCGGCUCUCUCUCCGUUCUCCGAGCCGCCAACAUCUCCACCGAGAAGCUCGCCCGCGUCGCCGUUCGCCACCGCCUCUACCCUCUCCUCCGCCGCAACUCCCCACGCCUCGACCAGCUCGUUAGCCAGUUUACGGAAGCCGUGCUGCAGGAGCCGGAGGACGACCUCGUAGGACUUCUCUAUGGCGGCAGCACCGUCAAAGCCCCCAAGGUCUUAGCUGACAUCGUCGAGGCGAUCGCCGCAGCCGUCUAUGUUGAUUCCAAUUUCCAUCUCGAGAUGCUUUGGAAGGUUAUAAGGGGAAUUAUGGAGCCGAUUAUCACAGCGGAGACGGUGGACGAGCAGCCGGUGACGACUCUUCACGAGCUCUGCCAGAAGUAUAAAAAGAAUGCCAUGUUCAAGCACUGGCGGAGGGAUAAUACAAAUGUUGUUAAUGUCUUUGUGGACGGGGAUCUCGUUGGGAUUGGAUCCUCGGAGCAAAAGAUGAUUGCGAAGCUUAACGCGGCCAGGGACGCCCUGCAUAACUUGGCAAACUCUAAAUCGGAUUUGUUGACAAGAGCACAAGUUGGUAGUGAAGCAGGGGAGCAUAGAGAAGCUAAGCAGAAGCUUAAUGAGUUAUGUAGCAAGAAGCGCUGGCGAAACCCAAAGUACAAAGUGGAGAAAGAACAGGGGCCUGAUCAUGAGAAGAAGUUCAUAUGCUCUGUUCAGGUUGAAACUUCAGAUAACGCUUUUGUAACCAUUGGUUACCCAAUGUCAAGAGUGAAGGACGCGGAAAAUUCUGCCGCCUCCAAGAUGCUGAAUGAAGUUUUGGGUGGUAUGUAAAAAACGCAGUAACGGUUCAACCUCAAGCCUUAUUGUUACCACUGACAAAUGAAGGUGCUUCUGUUAUCCCCCUCUUUUGGGACUAAGGGGAGUAAGCUUAUUUAUCAAAACUUCUACGAACUAUUUUACUUCCUUGUGUUCUCUGUAUAGUGAUACUGCAAUAUCGAGUAUAAUCAUCGUGUUGUUGUAUAAUUGUUAGUUAAAUGCUCUAUGGUCAGGAGUUUUUUGUGAGGUCAUCCUGGUUGUGUGCAGAUGUUUAUAUGUAGCAUGCUUAUUAAAGAAAGACAUCCUGUUUAGGGAUACUAGCGGGGAAGAUUUGAUUCAUAUUAUCAUAAGAAGUUUAUUUUUAACUUCA